AUGACUGGAAUGUUUUAUGAAACUCACUUUUCGUCUCAUUCUGAUGCGCCAUCUUCACAACAGUCAUCUGGAUUAGCCAGGGUUAAUGAACAUCCCUCUUACAAACGUGACAUUCCUCAAGAACUUCUAUCCCAUGCUACCGUCAUUGUCAUGAUAAUAUCUUGGUCUGCAAAGAAAUCCUUUGCCUUUGUCAAAGAAAUCAUAAUCUCAUGCUUUACUGUAAAUGUUUUAUUUGUUUGUUCAUUUGUACUGGGUACUUCCAAUAAAAUUUUUCAUCCCAAAUAUAACAAGCUUGCCGAGCAAGAAGUAGCUGAGGAUUGCUACCAAACCUUACUUGUGGAACCCCCAUUUACAUAUACUGUAGUGUUUCCUCUUGAGUACUCCUUGGAUACUGGUACCCUCUCCUCUGAAUUUGACCAUGUCAGUAUUUUCGCAACAUGGGCUGCCAUACCUCCUUUCUGCCGAUACUGUCACUCGGAUAAACAUGCUCUGAUCGAUUGCGAUUUACGCAAAAAAGCUACUAUGUGUCGCCUAUGCAACGCUGGAGGUCACAUAGCCAAGUCCUGUUCCUGCAAGAAUGAAUCUUCUGUAACCUCACAGAAAUGCUGUAAGAUUCUGGCCAUACAAGAGACACCUCAACCCUUGACACCCUCUUCUUCUGUCGUGGUGCUUCCUCUUCCCUCAUCCUCUUCCACUGAUGUUCUGACAACUACAGGCCGUGUCAAACGCAUUCAAAAUUCUCUAGAGCGAUCUGUGACAUGCUCUCAGACCUCUCUUGUAGUACCUAAUGCUCCAAACAAUUCUAACCCCGUCAAUGAACACAAGUUACCUUUGCCUUGUCAAUACUGUGGUCUACUUGGCCAUCAGCGCUCCAAUCACAAUGCUUGCCUAAAAACCCCCAAUAUAUUCAGAAGGAGACUACUUCCAAUGAUAUGGAGACAGACUUUGACGAUUCCAAUGACAACGACCCUCUUUCUGCAAAUGAGCAUGCAGAUCCUCUUGGAUCGCCCCAAUAAUUAA
Phycomyces blakesleeanus NRRL 1555(-) is the source of this 1020-nucleotide messenger RNA. RefSeq lists its product as hypothetical. NCBI's taxonomy places the organism in Eukaryota, Fungi, Mucoromycota, Mucoromycetes, Mucorales, Phycomycetaceae. Bases 1 to 1020 code for a protein of 339 amino acids. The transcript is spliced from 9 exons. The record is from RefSeq and is a predicted model, not a curated record.